UUCUUAUAUGUAUACACGUAAGUCAAAAACAUGUCAAUAGAGUAUGUUACUUCGGUUACCUCAGUGCGGGGCGAGUGCAGUCAGUCGCAUGCUUCCUUUUGACGUUAGUCUAUCGUGUUGGAUCUUUUCAGCUUCCUCCGCGUUAUAGGAAGAUUGCGUGACAAAAAAAUAGUGAAUUGCAUGUUAACAGUUACUUUUGUUGUUGUUAUACGUGCUUUAUAAAGUAUAUCAUGCUUCAAGCAGCAUAAAAAGGUGCUUAAGCUUAACACCACUACAAGUGUGGUGAAAAAGUGCUUUAGUCGUUUAGGACUACUAAUACUGUCCGGAUCAUCGGGCGGAUACUUGUACUUACACAAUAAAGUAUAGUGAAUUGCUACAUGAACAAACCCCGUUCAUUAUUACCCCUUAGGCCAAAGAUAUUGGUUGACAAUCGAUUGCGUCCGCGGGUCAUAAAGGUGAUACAAUUCUUAUCUAAUUGACGGUGAAGGUAACCUGGUUGGUUAUUGAGUUAGAGCCAUGACUGGCAAAGAGAAGGAGCAAAAGAUCAUUCGUGUCGGGUCGAGGAAAAGUGAGUUGGCUCUUAUUCAGACGAAAUAUGUCAUUUCCUGCCUGCAGAAAUUGAAUCCAGGUGUUCAGUUUGAAAUACAUACUAUGACAACUGUCGGCGAUCGGGUGCUCAAUAAGUCCCUACCGAAGAUCGGCGAGAAAUCACUAUUCACCAAGGACCUCGAGGACGCCCUUCGCACCGGAGGUGUCGAGUUUGUGGUACACUCCCUGAAAGAUCUUCCCACUGCCCUACCAGUGGGGAUGGCAAUCGGUGCCGUACUAGAACGGGAAGAUCCCCGCGAUGCUUUGGUCCUAAACGAAAAACAUCGCGGAAAGACACUAACCACGCUACCUCAGGGUUCGGUCAUUGGAACCUCCUCAUUGCGGCGGUCGGCUCAGCUCGCUAGAACGCAUACUCACCUCACGGUUUGUGAUAUACGUGGCAAUCUGAACACCCGCUUAGCGAAGCUGGACAUUGCGAAUUCCAAAUUCGCCGGUAUUAUACUAGCUCAAGCGGGCCUCACGAGAAUGGGCUGGCAGAAACGGAUUGAUCAAACCAUCGAACCUUCGGAGAUUCUCUACGCAGUUGGGCAGGGUGCCCUGGCCGUCGAGUGUCGUUCCAAUGAUGAGUACAUAUUGGAUAUGCUGUCCAAAUUAUGUCACGUGGACACUCAGUGUAAAAUUCUAGCAGAACGCAGUUUUCUAAAAACGCUUGGUGGAGGCUGCAGUGCGCCAGUUGCAGUUUGUACAAAUUUGAAGCGAAAAGCGGAAACGGCUGUACUAAAUAUUACGGGUGCAGUUUGGAGUCUAGACGGGCGAACAGAACUACGUGCUGAAGAGGGAUGCAAUCUGAGUAUUAAAGAGUCUCAACUAGACACCGAUAAUGGCAAUCUGCUCCCAGCUAAGAAGAGUCGCCUCGAGAUAGAUGUUGAAAACAAUGGAGUUACCAAUAGUUCCCCUCCACGCCUGAGUCCGGAAAUCGUAGACGAUUCAAAGCCCAGUUGUUCCAAGAGUGAUCAGAAAUUAGAUUUAGCAAAAUACAUCGAAGCUCAUGGCGAUAUGUUUACAAAAUGUUCCUACUCAUCAUCGAAAGAAGGUGCUCUUAAACCGAAUCAAAUCGUCGAGCAGGGCCAGGGCGACGCAAAGGAACCGAUUUGUCCCAGCAGUGCAUUUCCAGUGGGGGUUGAUUUUAUGGGCGAUUGUCCGUACGUCAGCAUCGAACAAAAAGUGGACCAAACCGGCCUCCAGUGCCCGGUUAGUGGGAAGUUUCUGGAAGAGCAACGACCUGUGAUAGAGACCAGUGCUGAAAAAUGUCCUUUUCUGGCUCAGCAGGCUAGAAUCCUAGAUUAUAACGAGAAUCUAGACAGGAAGAUUGUAGCGCCUAAACUAGAGGACAGCAGUAAUACGCUGUUUUGUGGAAUGUUUUGCCACAAGACUGUGCCAAGAGAGUUAUUUACUUCGGCAGAAAGGUUAGGACAACGGUUGGCUCAGGAAUUGAUUUCCAAAGGAGCGUUAGACGUAAUGAAAUGUGCUCAAAACGAGAUUCAUUCGAAGAUUGCCUAAUAAUCGUACUAUUUUUUUUUCUUACUUUCUUCAUUUUGGCGCCGGUUUAUGUUUCUAUUGUUUACUAUCGUUCUGUUGCAUCGGUGUUAGUGCAAAAUUUUCUAAGAAAAAUAUAGUUCAUUUUUUGAA
This is a messenger RNA of Wyeomyia smithii (pitcher-plant mosquito), 2238 nucleotides long. RefSeq names its product porphobilinogen deaminase. The record is from RefSeq and is a predicted model, not a curated record. Gene Ontology annotation, cellular component: cytoplasm. The coding region runs from base 517 to 2109 and encodes 530 amino acids. Gene Ontology annotation, molecular function: hydroxymethylbilane synthase activity. Gene Ontology annotation, biological process: heme biosynthetic process. The transcript is spliced from 3 exons. Lineage: Eukaryota; Metazoa; Arthropoda; Insecta; Diptera; Culicidae.